ACUCUAAUAACAGCUGUGUACGAGGACAACUGUCUGUCUGACAUGGACAGUAGUUUGUUUGAAGAUGACUUGUCGGAUGCAGACUCAGGAACGUGUGUGGAGGACUCGACACCAAUGGGGGCGUCGGCUUCCACUGUUACAACACCAGACUACACGGCUGUGAAGGAACGCUAUACCAGUCUGCAGUUGCCUCACACUGGAGAAAAGGAGCUCCUUCAGCUCCCAUCUGCAGCAGAGAGUUCUCCUUCCCUUGCUACAGACAGCAGGAGACAGUCGAGAGCUUCGGUGUCCAGUAGGUCGACAGCCCGAAGGUCCCUGUUCAGCGGGCGUGACCGUGACCACGACAGCGCGGUGACGGAGCCGACCGACACGGCCUCCUUCACCUUCACACCCUCCAAGUCCAAGUCCACCAGCUCCAGGCUGAAGGGGAGUCUCAGCAUUUAUCUCGACGGAAACAAGGUCUCUCACGUGUGUGCGGUGAACCCCCGCGACGGCUGCACCCCUCUGCACAGGUCCAUCGAGAGCAAGCAGUGCAAGCCGGAGCUGGUACAGGCCCUGCUCGAGGCCGACAGCUCCUGCGUCAACAUCCAGGACGAUACGGGGUGCACCGCGCUGCACCUCGCGUGCCGCCUCGGACACAAACCCAUCGUGAAAUUGCUGAUGUCCAAUCCAAACGUGGAUCUCAACGUGAGGACCAUAGAAGGACACUUGCCCGAAGAGAUGACGAAAACGACGCUGAUUCAAAAGAUGGUGGCGAAGGCUCGCGCAGACGCACCAAAUGGUUCUAUGAUGGUUCUGCUUGACACUUCAGCAAGCAGCGGCGGAGGUGCAAGUAUCGACUUUGACUCCCUCAACCUCAGGUUCGAGAGACUGAAGAAGGAACUAUAACACGGGAGCCUUUUGUUGAAGGGAUAUAUUGUAAGAUUUUAGCACCAAAAUAACAAUUAUUCUGAACUUUAAAAUCUCCAGUCAGAUUGACAUUUGUAACCACGACCAAAUACAUACCCUAGUAACCUACCCAGAAGUAAGCCAGCCAUUGAUUUCCAAAACGACUGUUGCUGUCACAGAUCUUGGGAGCUUAGCGGGGACUUUCAACAAACUUCUGUAACGCUUCAGGGGAACCACAGAACACGUUCUAAAGUAAACCUUGGUUCAUCAGAAAGUUGGAUAAAAUAGCGGACAACUCAAGCAGCAGUGGGAAGUGCGUGCAUUUCAAGACAUCUUCACGGCACAACAAAGUCGUAUCCAUACGUUGUGAAUAUUGCUGUGCAGUGUAAUAACUAAAGGUAGAUUGAACACAUAAUGUGAAAAAAAAAUUACCAAACACAGUGACUUCUUUUUUUACAAUAUAUCCCUUUAAAGCCGUGUUCAACUGAUAGUAUAUUGUCAUGUAUAUAUUACUACAUACAAAUUGAGGGAUCUUUUGUAAAGGCAUGUUUUUAUACUUUGUUACAGUACCAAAAUGUUGAUAUCAAUAUCAUAUAUGAUAAUAGUAGAUAUAAUAUUUGCAGCCUAGCAUAUCAACAUUUAUAUUUUGGGUUGUAUUUUAUUACUUAAGCCCUGUAUUGAGGAUUUUGUGGCCCAAAAUUAAAACAUCCCCCAGAACAAAUAAAGUUUUGCCAGAUGUUUCCAUUCAUUACAAUGUCUUUAACACGUUUUUUUGUCUUGUACCACAUUUCAAGUCUUUGUCUAUGGCCAAAUGUCAACCAGUACAUUAUGUGUUGCACUGUAGUACAUUUGGUACUCCCAAGGAGCUUGGUACUCCUGACCCAAACAUGGCUGUUUUGUAAACAAAAACAACUUGGAGAGGUAACGUUUCAGUAGCAAUGAAAAAACUCAGAGUCAGUUGGUAGUCUCUACCAGGCUCUGUGGAUCAGUGGGUUGCACAUAUACUGUAAAUGCAGAAACUUUCGCAGUGGUUUGAUAUUCACGGUUUUAACUGUUGCCGCUUCACCGCGAACUUAAAAGCACCACGAACAUUU
Branchiostoma floridae (Florida lancelet) is the source of this 1982-nucleotide messenger RNA. RefSeq lists its product as uncharacterized. NCBI's taxonomy places the organism in Eukaryota, Metazoa, Chordata, Leptocardii, Amphioxiformes, Branchiostomatidae. Bases 43 to 888 code for a protein of 281 amino acids. Gene Ontology annotation, molecular function: protein binding. The transcript has 7 exons. The record is from RefSeq and is a predicted model, not a curated record.